Notothenia coriiceps (black rockcod) is the source of this 2656-nucleotide messenger RNA. RefSeq names its product collagen alpha-4(IV) chain-like. Lineage: Eukaryota; Metazoa; Chordata; Actinopteri; Perciformes; Nototheniidae. Gene Ontology annotation, molecular function: extracellular matrix structural constituent conferring tensile strength. The transcript has 19 exons. Gene Ontology annotation, cellular component: collagen trimer. The record is from RefSeq and is a predicted model, not a curated record. The coding region runs from base 1 to 2553 and encodes 850 amino acids. Gene Ontology annotation, biological process: extracellular matrix organization.
AUGACUGAUAUAACUGUCCUUCAAGGAAAUGCCAAUGAACCCUGCAUCAUCUACCCCGAGGUUCCCACCGAAGGUGAUUCCGGAGACUGCGCCUGCCUCGGGGGGGGGACGUCGGGAACGCCUGGGUUACAGGGACCGCCCGGACCCAGCGGGAACCCCGGAUACGCCGGAAGAAAGGGGGAGCUGGGAGAUGGCGGCACACCUGGCUUUGGAGGCAAUCAGGGACCUCCUGGUCGUUCUGGUGAACCCGGAAACUACGGUCGUAAGGGGGAGAAAGGAACGUCUUUUUACCCCGAUCUUGGUUUAGGAGUGAAAGGAGAACUCGGAGGAAUCGGCCCCCGCGGACCUAACGGAGAAACUGGAAAACCCGGAAGAGACGGAAUUCCCGGAUUCCCUGGAACUCCUGGACCCCCCGGUGAUGGUGGUUACGGCACAGUCGGAGAGAAAGGGUUCCCAGGAUACCCGGGUGCUAAGGGUCGUCCCGGAGAACCUGGAGAACCCGGCGGAGGAUACGUCGGCACGCCAGGUUUCCGUGGAGAUGCUGGAGAUCCGGGAAUACCGGGACUACCAGGACAACCAGGACAACCAGGACAGCGAGGCACAGUUUUACCGUGCUCCAUACCCGGUGAGAUCGGAGACCCCGGAUACCCCGGAAGACCCGGAGGACCAGGCCCUAAAGGUCAGUCAGGGUUCCCAGGAGGAUCCGGACGUCCCGGAUUUGACGGGUCCAAAGGAGACAGAGGAAACCCCGGUUUUGGAGGACAACCUGGACCACAAGGUUUCCCCGGACCCAGAGGAGAUUCUGGUAUUCCCGGCGGCCCCGGACAGAGCUUUGACGGCGGCAGAGGGAAGGACGGUGUUCCUGGUCGUCCCGGAGGAAAGGGCCAGCCUGGAGAGGUGCUGGGGGCCACGCCUGGCACCUCGGGACAGAACGGAGGACCAGGAACACCUGGAGACAAGGGCCAGCCCGGGACCCCUGGAGGGCCGGGACAACCUGGUGGCGACGGGCGUUUCGGCGUUCCCGGUCUGAGGGGAGAGCGAGGAGUCGACGGUUACCCCGGUAACAAUGGUCUUCCCGGACUUCCAGGCGAGCCGACCUUUGGUAUUCCCGGUCGUCCCGGUUUUCCCGGUAAUGUCGGACUGAGCGGAUCUCCAGGCUGCCAAGGUGGUCCCGGACGCUCAGGGUUCCCCGGUCUUCCCGGACCCCCCGGUCCCACGGUGGGAUCAGACGUUCUUGGACCUCUUGGAGACCCAGGACUCCCUGGACUGGAUGGAGAAUAUGGUUUCCAGGGUCCUCCAGGUCCUCCCGGUCCCCCUGGUCCCGGCACAGCUCAGGGAGACCGAGGAGACCCCGGACUCCCAGGUUUCCCAGGAUCCCCCGGGAGAAAGGGAGAACCUGGUUUUCCCGGAGGCCCCGGACUCCCCGGAAGCCCCGGGUUCAAAGGAGGAAUAGGAGAGAGCGGAUACAGCGGAGGUCCUGGUCUGAAUGGCUAUCCCGGUGAUUCUGGAUAUUACGGAAACAAAGGAGCCAAGGGAGUACAAGGACGUCCCGGUCGUAAGGGAGCCCCCGGACUCACGAUUCCCAGGAUACCGCAAGACUUCGAGCGACCCUACGGAGAAAUUGGUUACCCCGGAGGAGGAGGAGGAAGCGGGACUCCUGGAGAACCUGGACAGCCGGGACUCCCCGGACGUUCAGGGUCUAAGGGUCGUCCCGGUCCUGGAGGUAAACUGGGCCAGACUGGACCUCCUGGUUACCCCGGAUCUAGCGGUGAUGCCGGAUCCCCCGGUUUCCCCGGACCCGCUGGAGAACAAGGCGCCACUGGAUCCACGGGUCGCUCCGGACCCCCUGGGGCUGUGGGUCGUGGCUCAAGCAUCGGAUACACCCUGGUGAAGCACAGCCAGGACGCCCAGGUGCCCAUGUGUCCUCAGGGCAUGGCCAAGCUGUGGGACGGGUACAGCCUGCUGUUCGUGGAGGGGCAGGAGAAGGCUCACAACCAGGACCUCGGUCAGCCGGGGUCUUGUCUCCCCCGCUUCAGCACCAUCCCCUUCCUCUACUGCUCCCCCAACGAGGUGUGUUACUACGCCUCGAGAAACGACAAAUCCUAUUGGCUCUCCACCAGCGCUCCCAUUCCCAUGAUGCCCGUUGCCGAGCAACAGAUUCAGCAAUACAUCAGCAGGUGUUCAGUGUGUGAGGCUCCCUCUCUGGCUGUAGCCGUGCACAGUCAGGAUCUGAACAUCCCCACCUGCCCCCCCGGCUGGAGGAGUCUCUGGAUCGGAUACUCCUUCCUCAUGCACACAGCGGCGGGAUCUGAAGGUGGCGGUCAGUCUCUGAAUUCCCCCGGUUCUUGUCUGGAGGAUUUCCGCGCCACGCCGUUCAUCGAGUGCAACGGAGCCAAGGGAUCCUGCCACUUCUUCGCCAACGAAUACAGCUUCUGGCUCACCACCGUGCAGCCGGGCACGGAGUUCCUCUACUCCCCCGGACAGGAGACCCUGAAGGGCGGCCAGGAGAGAUCCAGAGUCAGCCGCUGCCAAGUCUGCAGCAAGCUGUUGUAGUAUCAGCACCUCGGAGGAGAACAAGAGGUGUUAAAGGUCACCUAUUAUGCAAAAUCCACUUCUCCAUGUCCCUUCUACAGCAACAUGUGUCCCCUCUGUGUAA